Molecule: messenger RNA, 1305 nt
Organism: Rotaria sp. Silwood1
Lineage: Eukaryota; Metazoa; Rotifera; Eurotatoria; Philodinida; Philodinidae
Source: the annotation of a GenBank genome assembly
AUGUCAUUGGUCAAAGCCGUUCAGUUGUAUGCAUCGUUACAACUUGUUUAUGUGACAGAAGCCGAUUUGCCGAGUGCACGUAAUAAUGCUGGUGAUUUCAUUCAUUCUGUUAUGAAUUAUUCAUUAGAAACAGCUGCUAAACCGACAAUUGUUGUUAUUUUUGAUCGCAACUUCGACCGGGAAGAUAAAACACAACAAUUAAUAAAUCAAUUCCAAAAUUUUUAUUCAGAUAAAAAAUGGCCGCACGUUUAUUGGACAACCGUUCCAUUGUUCAAUGAAGCGAACAAUUUGGACACAUUUACAAUGAGUUAUCGUGCUGAACGUUUAAAGCCAACAAUAGCCAUUAAUGAAAUCAAUUUGAAAAUUACAGCCAAUCCACAGAUAGAUCCGGACAAAAUUGCUCGUAAUGCCUAUGAUGAGAGCUUUGGCUCGAUCCCGCCGAGUGGUGAAAGUAUUCUGAAAUAUGUUCUCGAUAUCAAUCGUUAUUAUUUAGAACUAGCACUUGAUAAGGUUUCGGUAAGCAAAGAAAAUAUUGUUUCAACACAAAUUCAACUACUUCAAAAAGUAAUAAGUGAUUGUGUAAACGCAGCUGUAAAUACCGUCAAAGAUCACGAAUGUCGUAAUGUACACACCGUUUACCGAAACAUUGUAACUCAACUGUGUGCAACUGUGCCUGGAUUUGAGCUUUCACCUAUGAUAGGAAUAUCGGCUGAAAUAAAAAACCCUGCUCAGUUUAAACAAAGCUUUCAACAAAUGAUACAAAGCAAAGAACGUAUGCAGAAAGAAAUUACAUUACGUGAAAGCGAAUUCAAUCACGAGGCAAUAAAAUCAUGUCGCUCAUUAAUUACUCAACGUCUUGGCUGCCAGGCUUGUUGUCCUGGAUGCGGUGCAAAAUGUAGUAAUACAGAAUCAGGCCAUCAACAUCACAAAAGUUCAUAUCAUAUUGCAAUGGCCUUCAAAGGAUGGCGUUGGAUGCAUAAUAAUACACCAACUUUGGAAUUAUGCUAUCAGGAAUGGUUAACCGGUUCCCUUAUAGUUGGCGGUGUAACAUUCACACCGCGCAGAAAAUAUUAUGUAGAUCGAGUACCAGAAUGGUUAAAUGACAUAGAUGAAAAAUCAAAAACAGCUGAUUUGCGAAAUGAAAAUAUUCCACCUAUAGAACAACGACGUGCGUGGAUGGCUGUCCGACAUGAAGUAAUUCAACGGUAUGGUAUGAUCGAUUUGCCAUCAUAUAAUGCGUCGCAUUAUCCACAAGUGAUUUCAAGCCUUCCUGCUGGUUUUACUCCAACAUGGAAAUACACAUAA